ACUCGGUCUCCGUCAGGAAUCGCCAAGGCCAAGUGGUGAGAAUGACGCCGUGAAAUCCACGGCGCUGACAACAAAAGCUUCGCCCAUAAGUCUCUCUCCAAUGGUCGGUCGAGCGCCACUAAUCUCUUCUACUUCCGAUCCCCAAUCACUAAACUCCAUCGCUUCUCUCCUCGGUCCCUUUCCAUCACCUACCCACUCGUCUUUAGGUGUCUCUCGCUCGUCCGGUAUGCAUAAUCAUAGCCCGUCGCCCCUCCUGAACCGGACCGGGAGCUUCCGGGCCGACGCGCUGGGCCACACCGCCCUCCACCUCGUCGGCAACCUCUGCUUCGCCCUCUUCGUCGUCGGCGUGCUCGCCUUCAGCAUCAUUGCCGCCACCUACCGCCCAGACGACCCCCUCCUUCUCCCCUCCUCCCCCUCCGCGGCCUCCUCCAAGAUCACCGCCUUCCUCACCUCCUCCACCAACGCUACCUUCCGCCCCGAUGACGCCCCCCUCCGCACCGGUGAGGACUUCCUGAACGCCUCCUCGUCCUCCGCUUCCACCGAUGACCCCGCUGCCAUCCACCUCGCCGACCUCCCCGACUCCAACAGUUCUUCCGCCGCCGCGACGGCCGCCGGCGGGGACAGCACCGACUGUGACGAUGCCGCCCCCAUCAACUGCGCCGACCCGGAGGUCUUCCACCUAAUGAUGCGCGCCACCAUCGAGUCCUUCCGCGACGUCCACUUUUACCGCUUCGGCAAGCCGGUGCGCGGCGGCGACGGCGGCGGUUCCUGCGACAUGGCCUGGCGGUUCCGCCCCAAGGACGCCAAGCGCGCCGGCUUCUACAAGGACUACCGCCGGUUCGAGAUCACACGCUCACGCGGCUGCGUUUAUUCCAUCGUCAGGAUCGGCGACUACCACACCGGCGUCAAUGCCCGAAAGAAGAAGAAACCGAAAAAGGGCGCUAACGACGGCGCCGGCGAGUUCGCGAUAAAUAAGAUCCCUAUCUCAUCGCAGGCCGCGGUCCCGCUCGUCGUCCCCGUGGUUGGCGAGUCCGUGAACGACUCCCUUCCGGUGGUCGAGUCCGAGGGCAAGUUCAGCAGCAGCAGGUACCUGAUCUACUCUGGCGGGGGCGAUCGGUGCAAGAAUAUGAACCAUUACCUGUGGAGCUUCCUCUGCGCACUCGGCGAAGCCCAGUAUCUGAACCGGACUCUCGUCAUGGACCUCACCAUUUGCCUCUCGUCCAAGUACUCGUCCACGAAUCAGGACGAGGAGGGCAAGGAUUUCAGGUUCUACUUCGACUUCGAGCACUUGAGGGACUCCGCCUCGGUCCUCGACCAGCGCCAGUUCUGGAACGAUUGGGCGCUGUGGCAGAAGAAGGACAAGCUCAGCCUCCACCUCGUCGAGGACUUGAGGGUCACGCCCAUGAAGCUCGCCAAGGUGAAGGGCACCCUGAUCAUGCGCAAGUUCGGGGCCGUCGAGCCGGACAACUACUGGUACCGGGUCUGCGAAGGGGAGACGGAGUCGGUGAUCCAGCGGCCAUGGCACCUCAUCUGGAAAUCUCCCCGCUUGAUGGACAUAGUCUCCGGCAUUGCUUCGAGAUUGAAGUGGGAUUUCGACUCGGUCCACGUGGUGAGGGGGGAGAAGGCGAGCAACACCCAGCAGUGGCCUAAUUUGGCCGCGGACACUUCCCCGGAGGCCCUGCUGUCGACGCUCAGGGACAAGAUCGAAGACGGAAGGCACCUGUACAUCGCGACCAAUGAGCCCGACACCUCCUUGUUCGAUCCACUCAAGGACAAGUACUCCACUCAUUUUCUCGACGAUUUCAAAGACCUGUGGGGGGAGAAUAGCGAUUGGUACGAGGAAACAAAGAAGCUAAACAAUGGGAUUCCGGUGGAGUUCGACGGGUACAUGAGGGGAGAAGUGGACACGGAGGUGUUUCUGAGGGGCAAGAAGCAGCUGGAGACCUUUAACGAUCUCACCGGCGAUUGCAAAGAUGGGGUCAAUACUUGUCGCACAGCCUCUUGAAUGGCUUGCGGAUCAACUGGUAUGGUAGGAUUUUGAAGAGAUCUCCAAUUUUAGCUGAUUCAGGUUUGUGAGUUGCAGGUCAGUCAGUCAGUGGACAUUACAUCUCAUCACAGUAUGUUAGGUUCUGCCAUGAACGCUGUUUCUUUUCUUUUCUUUCUUUCAUCGCCUCAAAGUGUUGUGUAUCAGACAGAUCACAGCUUUCUUUCAGACUUACUUGGGUGCAUCAAGAUUAGUUGA
Molecule: messenger RNA, 2242 nt
Organism: Musa acuminata subsp. malaccensis (wild Malaysian banana)
Lineage: Eukaryota; Viridiplantae; Streptophyta; Magnoliopsida; Zingiberales; Musaceae
Source: RefSeq, a predicted model, not a curated record